Molecule: messenger RNA, 1743 nt
Organism: Lactuca saligna
Lineage: Eukaryota; Viridiplantae; Streptophyta; Magnoliopsida; Asterales; Asteraceae
Source: the annotation of a GenBank genome assembly
AAAACAACUUUUGAUGCUCAGAAGCACAAAGGCCCUCCUAAGAAAGCCAGAAAAGCUUUCAUUUCCAUUGUUACUCCUUUUGGUCUUCCAGUCUCUUAUGUCCUCCCUCGCCCUUGUUCCCAAGUUCUAUUAAGGAGAGAUUUAGAGGGAUGUCAAAGGAAAAUCGUAGUUUAAUUUAUUUAAUUUAUGGAAGGAAAGUGAGAGAAUGAAAAGGAUUUUGGAGGGCAUAUUUUCCUCCCAAUUUGGGUGUAAACGGGACCAUUAUACCCUUAACCCUGUUAAAAAGAUCACAUAGCCGCAUAAUCUUUUUUUUUUCAUGCCCUCCGAUCGUCUUCUUCAUCCUCAAGCCGCUCAAGUCGCACGCUGACCAGCAGCAUUAAACAGUUGUAGGAUGGAAGUUCUAGGUUUAUCAUUGGAUAUGAUCAGCAACCUUCCUCCAAAUAUAAUACAAACAAUGCUAACUCUUAUGCCAAUUCGAGAUGCAUUCAAAACAAGUAUUUUAUCAAGAAACUGGAGGUAUCAUUGUGUAAACAUUCCAAAACUCAAGUUUGAUGAUGAAGUCUUUCAAGUAUCACCUCAAAGUCACUUGCCCAUCAAAUGCAAACUCUUACAUUAUCUACCCAAUCUUGUUGUUACACCAUCGCCACAUAGUCUCAUUCUCUCUUAGUAGUUCCCAACUAACUAGUUGUUGUGAGAUUGACCAAAUCAUACUUCACCUAUCCAAAAUGUCUACCUUGAAGACCUUUUCUCUUUCUAUUGGGUUAGGUAAUGACCAUAAGUUACUAUCCCCAUUCUUCAUGUUACAACACUUAAAGCACCUAAAACUCCAAAACUGUGUGUUUCAACCUCCAUCCUCGUUUUAUGGAUUUAGUAGCCUGAAGAGCUUAUACUUUCACAAUGUCAGCAUAACUCCCAAAGUUCUUCUACGUUUUAUCUUCAACUGUCCUCUACUUAAGAGCUUCACUUUGCAGAUUGAAGAUGAAAAACAUCUUACUGGGUGUUGGAACUCUGACUUUGUUGAGUUAUUUACGUGUUUACCAAUGAUUGAGCAUCUCUGUAUGAAUUCUUCUCCGCUUAAGUAUUUUGCUUCAGGUGUCUUGCCAGAUAAGCUCCCGAUUGCACUUGUCCACCUCAGAGUUCUUAAUGUAUCCGGACUAUGCUUUGCAAAAGAAGUUGACUUACGUUGUGCUCUUCUUUUGGUAACAAGCUCCUCGAAUAUAGAGAAAAUUACAAUGGAGAUGUGUUAUACAUCAGAAGUUGUGUCGCAAAGUGCCAUGAACCUUAUUGACUUGGUGGACUAUUGUAACGUGACAUUGGAUCGUCUGUGUGAAUUAGAGAUAAGAAACAUGGCCAACGUGAAGCCAGAAAUGGAUUUUGUGAAGCUUGUCUUGGGCAAGUCACCGAUGCUAAAGAAAGUGGGAAUAGUAAUUGACAAUCGGGUUGCUGUUAAUGCUGAAGUAAAGAUGUUAAGAGAGUUGCUUCAAUAUCAACGUGCUUCAACAAAUGCAAAAAUUAUAUUCGAACGUCCAUGAUCAUCAAUUAUAUUUCUCAUCUUGGUUUGUUAGAACUUAGAAGUAUGUUUCUGGAUAAGUGACAAUUCUUUGUUAUACUAGAGAAGCACUUGGUGAACAACCAUCUUAGUUUUAUGAAGUUGAUGCUUUUUGAUACCAUAUAUGGUGAAUUUUGUAAAACUGAUGAUGUAAGCCUGUGAUGUUGCAGUUGAAAAGAGUAAAUGGUUAAUGG